GAUCAUGGGUGACUGGAGUUUUCUGGGUAAUAUUUUAGAGGAAGUCAACGAGCACUCUACGGUGAUCGGCCGGGUGUGGCUCACGGUGCUCUUCAUCUUUCGCAUCCUCAUCCUGGGCACAGCAGCAGAGUUUGUGUGGGGCGACGAGCAGUCUGAUUAUGUGUGCAACACACAGCAGCCUGGAUGUGAGAAUGUGUGCUACGACGAGGCCUUCCCCAUCUCCCACAUCCGCCUGUGGGUGCUGCAAAUCAUCUUUGUGUCCACGCCGUCUCUGGUGUACGUGGGUCACGCUGUCCACCAUGUCCACAUGGAGGAGAAACGCAAAGAGCGGGAGGAGGCAGAACUUAGCCGGCAACAGGAGCUGAGUGAGGAGCGUCUUCCUCUGGCACCUGACCAGGGAAGCGUCCGCACCACUAAGGAGACCAGUACGAAAGGAAGCAAGAAGUUCAGGCUGGAGGGCACCCUGUUGAGGACCUACAUCUGCCACAUCAUCUUCAAGACACUGUUUGAAGUGGGCUUUGUGGUGGGCCAGUACUUUCUGUAUGGCUUCCGCAUCUUGCCGUUGUAUAAAUGCAGCCGCUGGCCCUGCCCCAACACGGUGGACUGCUUUGUGUCUCGCCCCACGGAGAAGACUGUCUUUAUCAUCUUCAUGUUGGCUGUGGCCUGUGUCUCACUGUUCCUAAACUUUGUGGAGAUCAGUCACUUGGGCCUGAAGAAGAUUCGCUUUGUCUUUCGAAAGCCAGCCCCUGCUCCGGGGCCUUCCCAAGGCGAGGGGUUGGCCCCCCUGCCGCCACAAGGGAAGAGCCUGCCCCCCCUGGCUGUUCCCUCUCUGCAGAGAGCAAAAGGUUACAGGCUGCUGGAGGAGGAGAAAGCUCCCCCCAUGACUCACCUCUACCCACUGGCUGAGGUGGGCAUGGAGGCUGGCAGAGGGGCCCCACCCUUCCAGGGGUUGGAGGAGAAAGCGGAGGAAGUGCUGCCCAUGGAGGACAUCUCUAAGGUGUAUGACGAGACUCUGCCCUCCUAUGCCCAGACCACUGAGACAGGAGGGGUGACAUUACACGAGGAAGAGGCUGAGGAGGUACAGGCACCAGAGGCGGAAGCAGAGAGGGUGGAUCUGGCUGCAGAAGAGGACAUCGAGGUAGAGGAGGCGGUGAAUGGGGAGGGGGCAACUCCAGCAGAGGCAGGAACGGAAGCUGCGGAAACGAUAGAAGACAACAGGCCGCUGAGCCGACUGAGCAAAGCCAGCAGCAGGGCCAGGUCAGACGAUCUCACCGUAUGAACCUGUGAGACACCUGCACACACUAAAACGUUCAAUGUGAAAGAGAGCACACACACCUAUCUCAAGACAAUGCACACUCUUGAACAGGCAGGUCAGAAACCAAAUGUAUGAAAAACAAAAUCAACAGGGACUAAAACCUUUUAGGAUUACCAAGUUACAAAAAACCCCAACAAAAACAAAAAAAUGUUUGUGAUAACUAUGAAAUAUUAAAAAAAGAGUAGAUUAGAAAAACA
Maylandia zebra (zebra mbuna) is the source of this 1512-nucleotide messenger RNA. Lineage: Eukaryota; Metazoa; Chordata; Actinopteri; Cichliformes; Cichlidae. The record is from RefSeq and is a predicted model, not a curated record.